Messenger RNA from Onychostoma macrolepis, 6387 nucleotides. RefSeq names its product transmembrane 131 like (gene tmem131l). The transcript has 33 exons. NCBI's taxonomy places the organism in Eukaryota, Metazoa, Chordata, Actinopteri, Cypriniformes, Cyprinidae. Bases 1821 to 6194 code for a protein of 1457 amino acids. Gene Ontology annotation, cellular component: membrane. The record is from RefSeq and is a predicted model, not a curated record.
AAAUAUUAAAUAGAUAAAUCUAAAGUAAUUUUAUGCUUAUUUCAACUUACUUUAUUUUACGUUUCUCAUUUUCAUUUAAAACCUGAUGUGCUAAAAAUACAUCUUUCACAACUUUGAACUAAAACUGAAAAAACUCUAAAAGCUAUAUAGUCACACACACACACACAAAAAAGAUAUUUCAAAUAUCAAUAAAAGCUGUAACAGUAUAUAUGGCACUAAAAUAACACUAGUUUGUGGCGCACAGAAAGUUAUUAGAAAGCAAGAGCUUUAUUGCCAAGUAUGAUCUCACACACAAGGAAUCUAUCUACUAUGCUUCCAGUUCUCAAGAGAUAUAGUAAUAUAAUAGUGAGACAAAGAAUAAUAAAAUAAAUACAUAAUAACAUUUACAGAAGGGUUGCUGUGCAGAGAAGGUAGUGUGUAUAUCAUAUGAUUAAAUAUUAAUUGAUUGAACAUAUUGCUCAUAGGUCUGUCGAAAGCAUGAUUCCAUUUAAAACCAACACCUGGGACAGUUACAAAGGAGUGCUUUUUUGUGGUAGUGGAUGUUUUUGUUGAUUAUGAUCAGGCACACGAGACUGUUUAAAGUUCGAUUUUUUUUUUUCAUGUUUCCUUUGGGGCAGGAAGCUAAUGCCGCACAAACAUGCACAUAAAGUGUUGCUGUUUCAGAGGUUGACAGACAAUUUGCCACUCUUGUGGUUAACAGUUACGCAAGAGACCUGUCCUAUGGCUUGAGAAUGGCCACAAUCAAAGGAAUGGAAAAUUCCAUUUACAGUUCUACAUUUGAUUAAAGGGGCUUCGUUUGUUGGAUUGACAGUAAUGGGGGUGGUAAAAUAUUAUUGCAUCAACCUGUACUUGUAUUUAUAUGUAGUAAGCAUGUUUUAUUCCAGAUGGAAAUGUCACACUGAAACUGAACCAUUGCUUGACGCAUUUAAAAAAAAAAAGAAGAAAUGUAGCAUGGGAAUUGACUAUCACUCCUUUUUUUAACCAGUUUCCAAGGCAACAUCUCUCAUUUUCAUUUAAUUUAACUUGAUGUACUAAAAUAACUAAUAAAUAAAAAAUGAAUUAAAAAAAUUACUAAAACUUUCAAACAAAAUGUAAAACAAAUCUAAAUAUUAAUAAAAGCUAUAAUAGUACCUCAGUGAUACUAAAAUAACACUUUACAAAUCGUGGUUAUAUGUGUGCUGUAGUGGUGAUAGAAUAGUCAGGCCAGUUGUAUGUGAAAUGCAGCAUGGGAAUUGAGUAAAAUAAAAUAAAUACACCAUCAGAUUUUAAAAUAAGUUGUAUUUAGAUUUAAUAAAGCCUUGGUGUUUUUUCCCCCCAGCAUGACCUUUUAUUACUGAUGUGUUAAAUGAGAUGGAUAUGGCUUGCUGAUUCAUGAAUAAUCUGGAUUUAUAAAAUUUGAGGUCAAACGCACAAACCACUUUCAAGUAAAAAAACAAAAACAAAAAAAAAACACACUCAUCAGUUGGACAACCGACUAAAAGCAGACCCAUAAAUAGACUUUGAUUCAUUUGUAGUCAAUAUAGAUGUCAGGAGUGAUCGAGUAGACCUGCAGCAUUCCAAAGAGAACCUCCCUCACCCGAUGAUGGAUGGGUGCCGCAUUUACUCAAUGAAUUCUAAUAGUGCUUGUAAGUACUACACUGAAAAUCUGCAGAUUCACAGCAUGUUUUCUAGUUUGAGGAAGACUCUAAUUGAAACCUCUUGUCAGUAGGUCUGCAUAUUCAUCCAAUCAUUGUAAAAUGUGUUCUUAACAGUCAUCUGACACCAGGCAGCCAAGUGGCCUCCAUAUACAUCCAUUGUGUGCCUGAAGGACUAUAGUUCCUAUGGAAACGCUGUUUUUAACAGAGCGCAUAGACACUCAUCAGGCAGAGGAGCAGCACAGUGAGAAUGUUCCUCGAGACGAGAGCUCCUCGUUUUAUGUGCAGGAGAGUGGGAGACAGCUCCUGUUUCAGCCACCCACACUGGAUUUCGGACCACAGCCGGUGGGGCUGCCAAGAGCUGAAACCGUAUAUAUCCACAACCCCAGCCCAGAGCUCCCAGUCUCUCUGCUCUCUGCGUUUACAUCCAGCAGACAUUUUCACAUGCCUUCCUUCCACAGAAGGGUGAUUCCACCCAGAGGGAGGACAUCUUUUAAAAUCAUUUUCCUCCCCACAGUGGAGGGCAAUGAAGAAAUCUCUUUAUUUAUUAACACAUCAACCCAUGGGGUGAUAUCAUACCAGGUUUUUGGGGUUGGUAUCCAGGGGGGAUCAGUCAAGGACGUCCAUAGAAAAGAUAGCGUUCUGAUAUUUCCCCACAUUCAAAGCAUUAAUCUAACACAAACUCAGGAAGAUGCUUGUAAUAUAACAAUUUUAGGUUUGCUGCUUGACUGCAGUUUACCAAAAAUGUUCUACGAUCAGCCCCAGGGUUGGUGUUUAGUAUCCGAGGAAGGCAGAAUUGCACUUCAGAUCAGUCUUUCUGAAAGAGGGGAAAGGCUGGCCCACUUGGACAAACUCAAGCCAUACGUGCUUGAGAAUAUUGUGGUGCUGCUGGUCCUCCCACCACCGGAUGCUGUCUCAGAUCCCAGAAUAGGAGUGUUCAUGUUGAACUCAGGGGUUAAAAAGCUCUUUGUUAAGGAGAUCCAACUCUUGUCAAGAACAGACAGCAGUGUAGAACUCACUGAAGUGCUGCUCAAGCCUUCCGCUACUAAUUUCACUCAAGUGGCUUCACUCUUCUGUAGACGCUCUUUGUCAGCUAAAAGUCAAAGGUGUUCAAGUCAGAUUGGCCUGCAGAUUUUAGCAAACAGAACAGUGAAUUUAUAUCCACUGCUAAAAAGCACACACAGAUGGUCCAGCUCUGAGCUGAGUUCUUUAGUUCAGCUCAGACAGAAGCAGAGGGGCUCAGGGCAUGUUGAGCUCUGGCUGUCCAACCCCUUCCCCAUUACCUUCAGAAUCACUAACAUCUCCCUUUCCCAGCAUAAACUCUUUAAGUUUGUAAAUUUGACAAAGUCCCUGGAAGUGAGCCCUGGUAGCUGGAAGCUUCUGUCUCUUCUGCUGCUCAGCAAAUCUUUACCCAUAAACCUCAAAACCACAGUUACCCUGACAACCAGUGUAGGGGUUCCAAUGGAGCUUCACAUCCAAACGUAUUCUUCUGCCUCAAAGCAGGGAGGUGUUAUGUUUGAGUCUUCUGAGGAGUGUGAACGGCUCUGUCCUCUCCGUUUGUCCAGAUCAGGACAUGUUGAGUGGCAGCAGUCCCUUCUCCCAGAAUCCUCCUCAUCUCUCUGGAGAGUGGACAGCAGUCUGGCCUCUUCACUCUGUAGCCGUUGGCACUGUAGCAAAGAGCUUUCUUGCAGGUGGCCCAGACUUCCUGCAAACUACUCUUCACCUCUGGACUUUGGGGCCACACCUGUCAAUGAUAGUAAGGUGAAGAACUUCACUCUGAAAAACCCGACGGGUUCAGUGGUGUCUGUGGAGAUACGAACCCUCUCCUCAUACCCAGUUCCGCUUGAAGCCCUCGACAUGUUGACCAAAUGGUUUAAUAUUAGCCCACUGUCUGUGAAUAUCACUACAACAGAGUUUCUUCUAUUGGCUACUAAUGAGGAAAGUGAGAGAGGCAGUGUGUUGAGAUUCCUUCUUCAGCCGUGGGAGACAAGGACGGUUUCUGUGGCGUACCAACCCACAGAACACAAGCAUGUUACCUCACUGCUCCUCAUCAGGAACAACCUGACCGUGUUUGACAUGGUUCUGGUUAAAGGAUUUGGGGCAAAGGAGCUCCUGAGAGUAGGAGGGAAGCUCCCCGGGCCUGCAGCCUCACUGCGCUUCAAUGUGCCCCAGUCAACACUCAUGGAGUGCAAAGAUGGUUUAAGAUCAAGUAAGCCCUUGUUUGCCAUCCAGAAAAGCUUUAAAGUGGAGAAUGCAGGCGAGUUGCCAUUGACUGUAGUAUCCAUGAACAUUAAUGGAUAUAAAUGCCAAGGUUAUGGCUUUGAGGUGCAACACUGCAGAUCUUUCAGAGUGGACUACAACUCGUCCUCAGAAAUCACAAUUGCAUUUACUCCAGACUUCACAUCUUCGUGGGUGAUCAGAGACUUGACCCUAGUGACAGAACGUGGCUCUCUUUUCCACUUCACCCUUAAUGUGACUCUUCCUCACCACAUGCUGCCCCUGUGUGCUCAAGUGGUACCAGGACCCAGCUGGGAGGAGUCCUUCUGGGUCAUCACACUGGUCUUCACCUGUUCCUCUCUAGCUGGUGUGUGUCUGAUGGCUUUCCAUCAAGCUCAGCACAUUCUAAGCGAGUUCUCCACACCAAGUCCACGCAGCAAUCACAACUCUGUACCUCGUGAAAAUAGUAGUGUCAACCACAUCUCCUCAAAUGGUGUCAGUAGAGGAAAAGGGAGUUGUAAGAACUACACUGACACAAGCCAUCCCUCUGACAAAGGCAAAGGGAGAGGAUCUCCAGCCGUGGCCAAUGGGACAAUUCGGUCACAGUCCUCAUCCAAGAAAACUUCUGGAGGUUCAUCCCAACCUCCAAAGAAGCAAACUAAGGUGUCGUUCCUAUACAGUAGAUAUAAAAAUAGCCCUGCAACUGCUGUUGCUAGUGUUCCUGCUUCCUCAGACUUUUGCAGUCCUCCCACCGAUGAAGAUGGAGAUCGCACAUUUGAGCUUGACCCAGAAGUUUGUAAUAACAACAACAAUAACAAUGACAUAUUAGAUGAAAACCUUUUCCCAGCUGAGAAGAAAGAGCACUUUAGAGAAUCCAGAGAGGACCAGGCAUUGCCAGCUGAUAUGUUUCCUAUGGAAACACUUCCUGGAUUACCAGAAAACAUCCCAGUAAGCAGAGUCCCUCAGCCUAGAAUGGAAAACGAGGAGUGUAAAAGAAAAAAUAAUGCAGAAAAAGGGGAUAAUGCAGAUGAAGAGAAGACAGAAAGAGGCAGCAAUCAGAAGAAGAGACCAGAGAAAGAUGCAGAACUUGGAGUGUCAGCCACCAACACCAAAGCAAAGAAAAACACAGGCAGGAGUCGCAGGAAGGCAGCUGAGCUCAUUCCUGGGCUUCCUGAAAACAGCGUUGUCAUGGUAACAGAGAGUGAGCGAGAAUUUCAACGUAAUGCUGCUAGAACCCGCAACACGAAACCUGAACAACCUAAAACAGGAGCCAACCCAGACAGCCCUCUCAAACACAGUGGCACGUGUUUGAGCAGACCAAGGCGUAAAUGUCCAGAGCGACGUCUGCAGUGGGAGUCAGGCUCUGACUCGAGCAGUUCAUCGGGCAGUGUGAGAGCCAGCCGAGGGUCCUGGGGCAGCUGGAGCAGCGCCAGCAGCAUAGAGGGAGAAAAGGACCCAAACAGACAUCCCUGCAGGAGAGACAACAUCCAGUACAACCCAUAUCCAAAAGAUCGGGAAUGUUACAUGAAUAUGAACUACACCUACAAAACUCAAAGCAUGAACAAUCUAUAUGUCAGGGAACCAUGCCAAAGUCCAGAAGUCUGUCCCGCCCCUGCACUCCCUCACACCUUCGCUGAUGUAGCUGCAGGUGUGGACAAAAACAUUGACAUAAUCAGCUCUAAUGUGAUCGAAGAGACGUGGUCACCGGCCUCAGUUCCUCUGACCAAUGAAUUCAGGUACAACAUGACCGAAACCCUCCCGUUCGUCCCACAGAGUCCCUCAUCAGUAUAUGAAAGCUUCCCUUGGAGCAACAUGAACAGCCAAUGUGCCGGUCAGUAUCCCUAUAGUGACCAGACCAACUGCUUGCCAACAGGUAAUGGCAAUUACCAAAAUGCAUUCUCAUGCCAUCAAAGCCAAACCAUGACCCACAGCCAUCAGCCAGUGUGGGGUGAGAAUGGAACCCAUGACAUGAACUCCACAUGGGACACUGGCAGUUGUGUGGGCAGCAAGCCAUACUUUUCAGGAACCAGAAGUCUGUCACCCAUGUCCAGUCUAUUUGGCUCUAUCUGGACACCUCAAAGCGAGCCUUACCAGAGCCACUUCCACCCAGAGCGUUCCGUGCCGGUUUCGCCCCACACACCCCACACACCCCACACGCCCCACAUGCCCAUCUCACCCGUCGCACCCUUCAGCCGUGAACCAGGUGGCGCCUGCCCGGGAAAACAAUACUCCAGCUUCAAUCCCUUUGGACCACACAUGAAUUUGGACAUAUGGAACUCCUCUUCAAACCGGAGCUCCAACUCUCAGCUCUCCAAUGAUUCAGGCUACUGUGGGGAUAUGUGAGCGAACGGUGCUUUUGUUUUGAGUAAUACGGAAAAACAGAAUGUGCUUUUAUCUCUGAUUGGGGAAAAUGUGAAUAUUCUUCUUUCUUUUAUGUUUGAUGUUGUGGUAAGGUUCAGCAUUUUGUUGUAUAUUUUUCUAGAUGUUUUGCAAGUUUGACCAUUUGAAAAUUAAAAAAAAAAAGUUUUGUACUUGA